Molecule: messenger RNA, 2500 nt
Organism: Selaginella moellendorffii
Lineage: Eukaryota; Viridiplantae; Streptophyta; Lycopodiopsida; Selaginellales; Selaginellaceae
Product: CST complex subunit CTC1-like
Exons: 11
Coding region: 1-2466 (821 amino acids)
Biological process (GO): positive regulation of DNA replication; telomere maintenance via telomere lengthening
Cellular component (GO): CST complex
Molecular function (GO): single-stranded DNA binding; telomeric repeat DNA binding
Source: RefSeq, a predicted model, not a curated record
AUGGAGGAAGAGUGGCGAGGCCGCCCUCGUCUUCGGUUGCGUGACCUGGAGCGCUUCACGGGUCCCUUCACAGUUGCCGCAGAUCCAGGUAGUGAUGCGCCCGCAUUCGGUGUUUCCAAGCGCCAGAAGGUACAAGUAGAGGAACCUAGAGGGGGUCUGCUGCUGGCUUCAAGGGUUCCGUGGGUAAUCGUAGGCAAGAUCCAGCUCUGGAACGAGGGAUUUUGCUGCCACUCCUCGUCUGGGCAUUCUGGGGAUAGCUUCGCCCUUGCAGAUGAUACAGGUGUGGGGUGUUGCUUGCUAAGGAACGUGGAUCAGUGUCCUCUGGGUUCCAAAGUGGUGAUCACGUCUUUCAACUACAUUCCCUCUAUUCGAAAGCUCAAGCCUGAGAAAGCAAGGGAGGAUUUUCUCUCCGUUUGUCUGGAGGUCCAUGAGCUUCAUGUCGUGCAAGAUGGAUCGAUACUUCAGGUUUUUCCACGGUUGUGUCUCAGUCCAGCGUCGGCCGACGUGAAGAAUGAGAUGCUGGAGACGCCACCUCUGAAACGAAGUGGUGGAAAGGCUCGGCUCACGAUGCGGGGAUGCUUGCAUUGUUUUAGCCCAUCCUUCGCUCUUCCCUGCACACGCUCAACGUUUUCCAUGGCGAAGAGCUUGUUCGCUGGGGGUGAAAAGGGCGAUGGACAGGUCCUUAAAGGCUUUCUUGUGGAGCUAAGGAACUGUAGUCAUCAGCGUCUACGCUCGAAGAAAGAUGCGGAAGAAGAUGGUCAGCUGGUUCGGGUUUUCUUCUCGGGGGCUUUGUCUGCCUGGCGUCCUGUUCUACUGGAUUGCGUCGGUAGCUGGAUUUGCAUCACCGGUCUAAGAAAGAAAAUGAUCAGCGUUGGGCCGAAAGACUUGCACCUGAUUUUGGCGGCCACAAGGACUACUUUCGUCAGCCGAACACCGGAUGAACUUGAGCGUCCGAGAAGCUUGCGGACUGAUCUGGUUCGGGACAAGAAAACUUUUGGCUCCUACGUUGGUGUAGUUACUGGGGUACAAUUCGAAGGAAGGAUGGUGGAGCUGGAUGAGAACGUUUGCUUGCUACUGACUCACCAGGAGCAUACUUUUCUGCAUGGUCUUCGCGUUGGAGCAACGAUACUCGCUCUUAAUGUACAUAUCGCUGCUGUAGGCUGGGGCUGGAGAAAGUACCUAUUGCUGGGUGCUUGCUUUCGUUCUACUGUAAAAAUUGUUUGCUUUUCUUCGUUAGAUACUGUCAUUUCAGUGCCUGUGAGAACCGCAUGCCUAAGUAAAUUUCAGCACUUAUCUUUUACAGAGACAUUUGGGUUACUUCGAGCAGUCUUAGAUUUGAGAAAGAAGCUGGGCAGUGGACCGGAUGUUUUCGAUUGCAUUCAAACGACGUCGACGCGUGUUUCUCGGGAUGGUUUGAAGGAGUUUAUGUCUCACGAGCAAUCUUGCUUCCUUGGACAAAGGGGAAAUAUUAAGUCGUCUUUGCAGAGAAUUCCACCCUUUUUGGAACUCAAAGAAUAUCUUCAGCAACUCUGGGAGGACUCUAGUUCAUUUAUCUGGCAGCAAAAACAGCAGAGCAACCGUUUCAAUCGUUGCAUUAUUUCCAGUGACGACUUGAAUUUUGUUGUUUUGGGCCGCCUCGAGGUCUCUAAAACCUCGGGGGCCCUUCAGUUUUUUGAUGCGACGCACGAGAUACACGUCGUAAUUCCGGACCUCCAUUGCUCAUCGAUGCUAUAUCAAGUUUACAAGGUGUCCAAAUUUGAUUUAGUGAUGGAAGGAACGCCUGGGAGCUGCCAUUUUUAUUUUGUGUUCAGCUCCAAAGAUGCUUACCGCUGUUCAGCUUUGGGAUGCGAAAUACCGAAGUCCAGUCCACACUGGAUUUCUAGCUUGCCUAACCUACCGCCGUCAUCAUCGUCUACAAUAAGCUUUCGCGCGAGGGUUGUUGCCGUAUCAAAACUCGUGCUCGUCUGGAAUAAAUGGCUAGGCUACACUCCUGCCAAAAGUCUCGUGUCCAACAUCAAUGUCUCUUUUGGUUGUUUCGUCAUUGAUGAUGGCUCUGGCGUAACCGAGUGCUCGGCUCACGGAGUGCUUGCUGAUCACCUCUUGGGACUGAAAUUUGAUCGGGACCAAUGCGUUACAAGGCACACGAACGCCUUGUGUGCCAUUCUUCGCAACUAUGAGCGCAUUGUCUACGAAAGAGACCAGAGGAAAGACUUCUCGCAAAGUUAUCGAGUUCUAGGCGAUGGAAGUACACCUCUAAGCGAAAGCGACCAUGCGAUCAUCGACAUGUUUGCAACUAGAGCCUGUCAUCGUCCUCCUAUGUCUCUGGUUUGCGAGAUUUGUCCUAGAGAACUUGACAACAAAGCUCGCGUGCUUGUGAGAUCAGUAGAAGAGAUAUCAUACGUUAGAGAAGCUCACAAUCUUAGCAAAGAGAUCGAGCUUGCACUGAACAAAAACAAAGUUUUGUAGCUCUUGUGUUAAUGUGUGUAGUUGUCUUCCGCUA